Molecule: messenger RNA, 505 nt
Organism: Heterocephalus glaber (naked mole-rat)
Lineage: Eukaryota; Metazoa; Chordata; Mammalia; Rodentia; Bathyergidae
Product: large ribosomal subunit protein eL38-like
Biological process (GO): protein-RNA complex assembly; translation
Cellular component (GO): ribosome; cytosolic large ribosomal subunit
Molecular function (GO): structural constituent of ribosome
Source: RefSeq, a predicted model, not a curated record
CGGGGGUUGCCUGGGGGACAGGACAGUGUACAUGAGCUCUCCACACUUCCUGCUCAGUUUUGCCAUGAACCUAAAACUGUUCUGAAAAAAAAUGAAGUUUAUUGAAACAACUACAGAGCAUAGAAGGAGGAAUUUAGUUACUGCUUGGAGAGGGGCGACGGAGAUAAAGCAUGAAUUCCUGUGGCGUGCAGAUGGCUGUCUCUCUGGCGGUACAGAUCCGUGCCCUCUGAGCGAGCGCCUUGUCGCCAUGCCUCGAAAAAUUGAGGAAAUCAAGGAAUUUCCGCUCACAGCCAGGUGGAAGGAUGCCAAAUCCAUCCAGAUCAAGAACAAAGAUAAUGCGAAGUUUAACGUCCGGUGCAGCAGAUAUCUUUAUACCUUGGUCAUCAUAGACAAAGACAAGGCAGAGAAACUGAAGCAGUCACUGCCCCCAGGCUUGGCAGUAAAGGAGCUGAAAUGAACCAGCCAGACUGAUGUCAAGUGUAUUAAAAAGCUUCGAAAGUCAAAA